CUCCGGAGAAUAUAAGGUGGCCAUAUUUGAUAGAUUUGUGUCGGGCUCUGCAAUGCAGAAAGCGAGAGUUGUAGCGUGUGAUCCCGCCAGUGACAGUGACACCAGGCAGGUCUGUCGGAUUCGUGACUGAUCCGGACUUGGAGACAGAAGGGGGAGAGAAAAGAGAGGGAGGGGGGGCAGACAGAAAAGAAACAAACAAGUAACAAUGUAACUUACAUGCAGCCACACACCCCUUUUUCUUGUAACAAUGUGUACGUUUUUGUGGAGGGAGGGGGCGCGCAGAGGGAGAACGAGAGACGGAGAGAGAGAGAGAAAGGAGGAGGGGGGUGCGUUCUGAAAUAAUAUAGUCAGCCAUUUUUUAUGUAAGGGGAUUUUUUCUUAUUGGGGGGGUUGUUAAAAAAUAAAUAUAAGAGGGCGGCCAUCUUUGUUGCUCUGCCUAGUGUAAAAUAUUCCAAAACGCCCCCCACUUUUUGUGCCGAUUUGAAUAUUAAAUAAAUAUCAUAUAUACGGGCAAGAAUACGCUUUUUGAAUACAAGGACGGAUCCAAUGACAGGAAUAUAAUGUCCUCUCCUCUCCGGUCCUGUGAGGAAGACGAGGGCAUGGUGGUUAAUUCCGAGGGAGGAGAUUUUGAUGAAGACGACGACGACGACGACGGAGACCUAGACGAGAACGCAAGCGACAUAAACUCGCCGGCGGCGCCUCGGGAAACUGCAACACCAGCCGCGCCAGAUGAAGAGGCAGGGAUAUCAGACAGAGAGGUCCCGUGCAGGAAGAAAGGUCGGCCGAAGAAAAAGAAGGACACAAAGAAGAAAGAAAAGGAAGGGAAGCCCGUGAAAGCAAAAAAACGCAAGAAGAUUGACAGUGAUGUAGAGAGAGACUCAGAUAGAGAAAGAGACUACGGCGAGAACUCAGACAGCAUAACCAGUGAAUAUGGAACUGGGGAGAAAAAGAAAAAGAAGAAACAUAAAGAAAGGAAGGAGAAGAAAACAAAGAAGAAGAAAAAAGACGAUGGGGACCGAGACAGCAGUCAGGAGGAAACAACAAAGCAACCAAUAGAGCAGAAGACCUCAGCCCAGCUGGCGAAGGAGUGGGGUCUGGAGGAUGUUGAUCAUACCUUCACAGAGGAAGACUACAGGGAACUCACCAACUAUAAAGCCUUCAGCCAGUUCAUGAGGCCGAUGAUAGCCAAGAAGAAUCCUAAGAUCCCCAUGUCAAAGAUGAUGACCAUCCUAGGGGCCAAGUGGAGGGAGUUCAGCUCAAACAACCCCUUCAAGGGCAAUGCUGCUGCUGUUGCAGCAGCUGCUGGCGCCAUCGCUGUCGCCGAGCAGGUCUCUGCAGCGACCGCCUCACCUGAACCGCCACCACAGCCGCCACCUAUUAGAAAGGCCAAGACAAAAGAAGGCAAAGGUCCAGGCUAUAAGAAGCGCAGUAAAAGUCCUCGAGUCCCAGACAAGAAAAAGGCUCUUGCAAAGGCUAAAAAGAUGGCACCCAUUCGUAUUAAGCUGUCACCUAUAGGUGCCAAGAGGAAGAAGAGCUGCUCAAGCGAGGAUAUGGAUGAGGAUGAGUCUGAGCAGGAGGACUCCAGCGUUCACAGCUCCUCGGUUCGCUCUGACAGCUCUGGCCGCGUCAAGAAAAACAAGCGAGGGCGGCCUUCGAAGAAGAAGAAGAAAAUUGUAGGUGAAGACGAAGGGGACGGCUAUGAGACAGAUCAUCAGGACUACUGCGAGGUGUGUCAGCAGGGCGGAGAGAUCAUCCUGUGUGACACUUGUCCCCGAGCUUACCAUCUCGUCUGCCUCGAGCCCGAGCUGGACAAGGCCCCUGAGGGCAAGUGGAGCUGCCCACACUGCGAAAAAGAGGGAAUCCAGUGGGAGGCGAAAGACGAAGACUUUGAGGACUUUGAGGAGGACAGUGAGGACAGAGUGAUAUCUGAGGUCGGGGGUGGGAUGUCCACUGGGGCGGAUGAGGAGGACGAUGACCACAUGGAGUUCUGUCGGGUGUGCAAAGACGGAGGUGAACUAUUGUGCUGCGACACCUGCACCUCCUCCUACCACAUCCACUGUCUAAACCCACCGCUGCCAGAAAUCCCCAACGGAGAGUGGCUGUGCCCGCGGUGCAUGUGUCCACCAAUCAAAGGACGUGUUCAGAAAAUCCUCCACUGGCGAUGGGGGGAACCUCCACUUCCCAUUCCUGUGCCCCCUGCUCCUGACGCUCCACCUGAUGCCCCGCCGCCGCCACCCAUGAAGGGCAGAGCUGAGAAGGAGUUUUUUGUCAAAUUGGUUGGACAGUCCUACUGGCACUGUACCUGGAUCACUGAGCUGCAGCUGGAGAUCUUCCACUCUGUGAUGUACAGGAAUUACCAGAGGAAGACAGACAUGGACGAGCCUCCCAGUUUGGAUUACGGCUCAGGUGGAGAGGAUGAGGAGGGAGUGAGGAGGGCCAAGGUCCCCCAGUACGCCAUCAUGUAAUACAAGUACUACAAGUAUGGCAUCAAGCCUGAGUGGAUGAUGAUCCACCGCAUCAUCAACCACAGUGUGGACAAGAAGGGGAUAUACCACUAUCUGGUCAAAUGGAGAGACCUGACCUACGACCAGUGUACCUGGGAGAGAGAUGACCUAGAGAUUCCAGACUUUGCCAUUUAUAAGGCCAGCUACUGGAGACACAGGGAUGCGAUAAUGAAAGAGGACCCAGACAAACCCAGGAAGAUAAGGAACAAGAACCAGGAGGGUGAGGAGGAGUCUCCUGCCUCACCAGUCACAGAUCCUACAAUAAAAUACGAGGAGCAGCCAGACUUCGUGACAUCGACGGGUGGCACGCUGCAUCUGUAUCAACUGGAGGGUCUGAACUGGCUGCGGUUUUCUUGGGCUCAGGGCACAGACACCAUCCUGGCAGAUGAGAUGGGCCUGGGCAAGACCAUCCAGACCAUCGUCUUCCUCUACUCGCUAUUUAAAGAGGGUCACACUAAGGGCCCGUUCCUGGUCAGCGCUCCGCUUUCCACUAUCAUCAACUGGGAGAGGGAGUUUGAGAUGUGGGCGCCUGACUUCUAUGUGGUGACAUACACGGGAGACAAGGAUAGUCGAGCCAUCAUCCGAGAGAACGAGUUCUCCUUCGACGACACCGCUGUCAAGGGAGGAAAGAAGGCUUUUAAAAUGAGGAGAGAGGCUCCUAUUAAAUUCCACGUCCUGCUAACCUCCUACGAGUUGGUGACCAUCGACCAGACGGCGCUCAAAUCCAUUGACUGGGCCUGCCUGGUGGUGGACGAGGCUCACCGCCUCAAGAACAACCAGUCCAAGUUUUUCAGGCGUCUGAAUGACUAUAAGAUUGACCACAAGCUGCUACUGACAGGAACUCCCCUUCAGAACAACCUGGAGGAGCUGUUUCAUCUGCUCAACUUCCUCACACCCAACCGCUUCAACAAUCUUGAAGGCUUCCUGGAAGAAUUUGCCGACAUCUCCAAGGAGGACCAGAUCAAGAAGCUCCACGAUCUUCUAGGGCCUCACAUGCUGCGGAGGCUGAAGGCUGAUGUUUUCAAGAACAUGCCCGCCAAGACUGAGCUGAUUGUCCGAGUGGAGCUGAGCCCUAUGCAGAAGAAAUACUACAAGCUGAUUCUGACCAAGAACUUUGAGGCUCUGAACUCGAAAGGCGGAGGAAACCAGGUCUCCCUGCUCAACAUCAUGAUGGACCUAAAGAAGUGCUGCAACCACCCCUAUCUCUUCCCUGUUGCCUCCAUGGAAGCCCAGAAAACACCCAGCGGUGCUUAUGAGGGCUCGGCUCUCACUAAGGCUUCUGGGAAACUGAUGCUGUUACAGAAGAUGCUGAGGAAACUGAAAGAGCAGGGGCAUCGAGUACUGGUUUUCUCACAGAUGACUAAAAUGCUGGAUUUAUUAGAAGAUUUCCUGGACUAUGAAGGUUAUAAGUAUGAGAGAAUUGAUGGAGCCAUCACAGGAGCGCUGAGACAGGAGGCCAUCGACCGCUUUAAUGCUCCUGGUGCUUGUCAGUUUUGUUUCCUGCUCUCCACCAGAGCGGGAGGUUUGGGAAUCAACUUGGCCACAGCCGACACGGUCAUCAUCUUCGACUCUGACUGGAACCCUCACAAUGACAUACAGGCAUUUAGUCGAGCCCACCGAAUCGGACAGGCCAACAAGGUGAUGAUCUACCGCUUUGUGACGCGAGCUAGCGUGGAGGAGCGCAUCACACAGGUGGCCAAGAGGAAGAUGAUGCUAACCCACCUGGUGGUUCGGCCAGGCCUGGGAUCCAAAGCCGGAUCCAUGACCAAACAGGAAUUGGAUGACAUCCUCAAGUUUGGAACAGAAGAGCUCUUCAAGGACGAGGGAGAAGGUAUGAAGAAUAGUUCGGGGGAUAAAGUUGAGGAUGAGGGCAACGUGAUCCACUACGACAGCACUGCCAUCGAGAGGCUGCUGGACCGAAGCCAAGACGCCACAGAUGACACAGACGUCCAGAACAUGAACGAGUACCUGAGCUCCUUUAAAGUGGCCCAGUACAUGGUCCGAGAGGAGGAUAAGAUCGAGGAGAUCGAGCGGGAAAUCAUCAAACAGGAAGAGAACGUGGAUCCUGAUUACUGGGAGAAACUGCUGCGGCAUCACUAUGAGCAGCAACAAGAGGACCUGGCGAGCAAACUGGGUAAAGGCAAGAGGAACCGCAAGCCUGUCAACUACAAUGAUGCUGCACAGGAAGACCAAGAGUGGCAUGCUGACAUCUCAGAUAACCAGUCUGAAUACUCGGUGGGCUCUGAGGAGGAGGAUGAGGACUUUGACGAUCGGCCAGAAGGGCGAAGGCAGUCACGUCGCCAGUUGAGGAAUGAGAAGGAUAAACCUCUGCCUCCCCUUCUGGCCAGAGUUGGAGGCAACCUUGAGGUGCUGGGUUUUAACACACGUCAGCGAAAGGCUUUCCUGAACGCUGUGAUGCGCUGGGGGAUGCCCUCGCAGGACGCUUUCUCCUCUCAGUGGCUGGUCAGAGACCUCAGGGGCAAGACCGAGAAAGAGUUCAAAGCUUAUGUGUCUCUCUUCAUGCGUCACUUGUGUGAACCGGUGGCCGACGGUGCCGAGACAUUCGCAGAUGGCGUCCCGAGGGAGGGCUUGUGUCGCCAGCCAGUCCUCACACGAAUUGGCGUCAUGUCCCUCGUCAAGAAGAAGAUCCAGGAGUUUGAACACAUCAACGGGCGCUGGAGUCUUCCAGAGCUCAAACCUGAGGUCAGCAUAGACAAAUCCUCCUCCAGGGCCUCCUCUCCUGCACUGAAGACCGCCACGCCUACGCCUGAUGCCAGUUACAACAACACACCAUGCACCUCCAAGCCAGCCACCCCUGCUCCAGCAGAAAAGCUAGAAAAGAAUGGAAGAGAAGGAGAGAAGGAAGAGGACAAAGAGGAAGGUGAGACCCUGUCGGAGAAAGAGACAGUGAAGGAGAAGGAAGAGGUGAAAGAGGUGGACAGCAGCAAGACUGGAGAUCUUGAAGAGCUUUCCUCCUUGAUAAAAGAGAAGUCGCAAAGUGUGUCCCCUGGUCAAAAAGCUGAAAGCAAAGAAGAGAGUGACCUGAAAGACGACCAGAAGAAAGAACCAACUGACACUCCUACUGCCAUGACUGAGGAUAAGAAAGUACAGGAGGAGAGCAAAGAGGAGACAAAACAAGACACAGAGGUCAAAGAGGAGAAAUCUGAAGGAGAGAAGGCUGGGGAGGAGAAGGAAAAAGACAAAGAAAAGCGCGAAGAGACACUUGCAGCAACAGAAAUGACAGAUGCCAAGGAUAAGACAGAAGUAGCUGACGUCAAGAAAGAGGAAGUCAGAAGUGAAAAGGAUGCUGGGAAAGAAGUCAAAGCAGCUAAGGAGGAGUUGCCCAAGGGUAAUGGGAAGCCUCUGACUGAGCGACCUCGCUUCAUGUUCAACAUCGCCGAUGGCGGUUUUACUGAGCUGCACACUCUUUGGCAGAAUGAAGAGCGGGCUGCCAUCUCCUCGGGGAAGAUGAACGAGAUCUGGCACCGCCGACACGACUUCUGGCUGCUGGCAGGAAUCGUGAUCCACGGCUAUGCUCGGUGGCAGGACAUCCAGAAUGAUCCUCAGUUCGCCAUCGUCAAUGAGCCUUUCAAGUCUCAGGCGAAUAAAGGCAACUUCCUGGAGAUGAAGAACAAGUUUCUGGCUCGACGCUUCAAGCUGUUGGAGCAGGCACUAGUGAUAGAGGAGCAGCUUCGACGGGCAGCCUACCUGAACAUGACCCAGGACCCGAGCCACCCAGCCAUGGCGCUCAAUGCACGCUUUUCUGAGGUGGAGUGCCUGGCAGAGUCACACCAGCACCUCAGCAAGGAGUCGCUAGCAGGGAACAAGCCAGCCAACGCAGUACUGCAUAAAGUGUUGAACCAGUUGGAGGAGCUGCUUAGCGACAUGAAGGCUGAUGUGACCCGACUACCGGCCACGCUGUCCAGAGUCCCACCCAUCACCGCCCGCCUGCAAAUGUCCGAGAGGAGUAUCCUCAGUCGGCUGGCCAGCAAGGGCACUGAGACCCCCCCCCCCCCACCCAUACCUCCAGGACCUUACACCACCCCUCAGAACUACGGAGCCCCCUUCACCCCUGCCCCACCGAGUGCCCUCCACAUGGGAGGGGCCAACUACAGUCAGAUGCCACCCGGAUCCUUCAUAUCAGAAGCCGCUGCUGCUGCUGGGGCCACCGGGGGAACUGCUGGGGGAGCCGCUGGAGGACCAACCACUACCAUUGUUUGCCAGAAGACCAAGGAACAUGAUGUGGUGCAGCGGCAGCGCGUGGUGGACCUCUGGAAGGAUGGCAAGUCAGAGGGCGCCAUUGGGCUGGAGCUGAGGAUGCCCAAGUCCACGGUGCACAGCAUCAUCGUGAAGUACCGGCUCAGCAACACGGUGGAGAACCUGCCACGCAAUGGGCGGCCAAAGAAACCCUGAGGUCGGAGGAGGACGCUCACCAAGGGGGAAGAAGAAAGGACAUUUGGAUAAAGCAUCCUGGAAUGUAACCAAAACGAACUGAGAAGGAGAGAUGAAAACCUGAAUGCAUGAGCUAAAAGUCCCAGAAGGCCCCGAGCUCUUUGGCACUGCCUGAAAGUGACAAACAGAAAGACUUAAGUAAAGCUCACUGGAUGGUUCGAAUAGGCAAGAGAGCAAAAGAGAAAGAACUCAAAAGAACUGUUAGCACUUUGAUCCAUUAAAGAAAACAUGCAAUCGACCACAGAGCGAGGAGAGGAGAGAGUUCAAAAUUACAAAGGGAGAGGUAAAAUGCCGGCCUUGAGAUCAGGCACUAAUGAUGCGUGGGUGGAAAAUGAAGCACAGAGGGAGGAAAAAAAAGAGAUAUGACCUGUCUGGAAUAAAACAAAUCCUCAAGCAAAGAAAGAAGGCACUAUUGAAAUAAGCCCAAAAUUUUGAUUUGAGAGGAGAGAUGUCUGGACUGAAGAAGGAGGGGGGGGAAAGGACACUAUGUGAAUCCAAUCACAGGAAGUCGCAUAUGAAAUGCAACACAGGAGGAUUUUUCCCUCCCAGAUAGAUUAUUCUAGACUACUUUGUCUGUUUCUCCCUCUGCACCAAAAAAAGAUUUCCCCUCACAUCAAUUCUUCAGCCGUCAGCUGACUGAACAAGCCUAUCCCCUCGCUCUGACCCUGUACUCCCUCAUUCCUCCACAGUCCUGCACUCCUCUGCCUCUUUCUCUUUCUCAUGCACACACUUGUAUACACACUCUAGACCUCACACACAACCUGAAAACCUGCAAAGAAGUUCAUCUAGGAAGGGACAUGCUGGACUAGGAUCGGGUUGCAAAAAAGGAAAGAAAGGCAAAGAUGGAAAAAAAAGACUUUUCUAAGUAUAAAACUUCCCAUGGCCCUCGCAUUCCUAAGUUCAACCAAGCAUAGGAGCAAAGGACAUACAUAUUUAAAACUUUGCCUUUGUCCAACGAUCAGUAGCAAUGUUGCUGUGACCCAAGCGGAAUGGCUGGUGCUGAGAUAUGUAGCCUACUGUAUUACAAAGCGUAUUUACUAUUGCACCUUUUUUACAUUUCCUGUUUAAAUCUCAUCACAGUAAAAAUCUGUAUUUAUGAGCAGCUCUUCUCCAAAGCUUGAGACUGUGAUCUGUGAUUAAAAUGGACCUUCACGCUGAGGCUCGAGGAGACGUUUUUGUUCUCUGAGCUUCUUUAUUCUGACAGUGUAAUGGAUUCCACACUGGAAACUGUCCCCUGAUCCCCGAGAAAAUAAAACACUCUGGACUCUGUCAUCGGUUUUCUAACUCAGUGUUUGUACAGCGGAGCUGUAGAUCAGUGUGACAUCCCAGUGUGGGGAGCAGAACAAACUCUCCUGCCUCAAUUCUGGAAAGAGAAGUUACACAGACCAAACUUUUCUGGAACAUAUGAGUAUUUUUAAGCUAAAAUUGAGUGGUAUUUCCCUUAAGCUUGAAGGACAUAAAGACCAGAGAAGUGUGGCCUCCAAUGAGCAUAUAUUGUAUGUGUGUAUACGGUAUAUGUGUGUGAAUGUUUUGUUUUGUACACAUUUGUGUGUAUGGUAGCACUGCCAUUUUUUUUAUCAGAACUAGGUAUUGUUUAGAACUUUCAAUAUUGGUGCCAGUAUGAUGCCUGAGUUUCUUAACAAUAUGUUUUUAUAGAGUUUAGCCUAAAUAUAACAGCCUACAGUUGGACAGGUUUUAAAUUAAAGCUACACUGAUCAAUAUUUGAAUAUUACUGGAUGUGAUUAUUGGCAGUAAUAUGAAAGGGGGUGCUCAUACUGACAAAGCCACAGGAAAUUUUCACCUGACUCUGUAGCUCCCCUCAGCUUUACAGAGUGUUUUAACAUUUUUGAGCUCAUUGUUUUGGUUUUUGCUGCCUGUAACUUUACUGUUUUGAUUCAGUCCUUCUGCUCUCAUCCACCUUGUUUAAAGAUGCAGGCAUCUGUCUUCAGUAAAGAAGCUCUGAUAAACUUAUAACAAUGCUUUCUGCGCAGCACACUGGUGAACCUUCUGGAGCACUUAGCAGCUAAUGCUGUUUUCACACUAUCCAUGUGUAGCCCAUUUGAAUUGAACCCUUUCCUGGAUGUGGCCUUGGUGCGGUUCCAAAUGAGCUCUUGAGCCAUUCGACUGUGGUGUGAACGUGAUCCGACCUCGAUC
Monopterus albus (swamp eel) is the source of this 9110-nucleotide messenger RNA. It is a transcript of the gene chd3, whose product is annotated as chromodomain helicase DNA binding protein 3. Gene Ontology annotation, molecular function: ATP hydrolysis activity; DNA binding; ATP binding. Gene Ontology annotation, biological process: chromatin remodeling. Gene Ontology annotation, cellular component: chromatin; nucleus; NuRD complex. Lineage: Eukaryota; Metazoa; Chordata; Actinopteri; Synbranchiformes; Synbranchidae. The record is from RefSeq and is a predicted model, not a curated record.